CACAAGAGCUGAUCGAGCUCAUUUGCGAAUUCAACCGCGACUACCCGCUGGUGCUCGCCACUUGCAUGCACGUAUGCUGCGCUUGGUACCACACCGCAAGUCACGUGCUAGGGAUGCCGAGUCCAGUUUCCGGCGCCCUAUCGUUGCGAACCCAAGCAGACUUACGCAGCUACGCACACAGGCUUCUGUCUGCCCGUAAAUCCGAUUAUAGCAAAAGAUUCAAGAAAAUGGAUGUCUAUGACAAUCCUCGCAAGCCGUUUGUUCACGUCUGGCCGAUACACAUCCCUGGAGGCUUCUUACCGAGGAUGACACGGCUACGGCUUCAUGGCAUCGACUGGACGAACACCAAUCGAAACGGUGUCUUCUAUAAAUACCUUUCCUCGUACUCCAGUGUCUUGUACCUGUCCAUGGAUCGCUGCUCAUUUCGCACCGGAAGGGAGUUCCGCCGAAUAAUCGAUGCACUGCCAAGUCUCGCAGACCUAUCAUUGUCGAACAUCACGCUGCAAUAUCCUCCCAUUCCAGAACCUGUUCCAUCUCUUGUCACCGCACGCUACAAGAAACUCAAGGCAAUUACGGCUGACGAGCCGGAUUCCCUACCAUCAAGCAUUCACGAUUCAGGGCACGGCGAGGCAGUUUCUAUGGCGGGAGCGCUGGACAUGUGCGCCGUGUAUUCAUCUAUCUCCGAGCUCCACCUGGACUUAUCAUACUUCCCUUCGGUGCCGAGUCUGCUGAAACGUCUCCUUCAUUUCCCCCAAUUGCACGAUUUGCAGAUGAACGGUGCGUUUCAGCCGGACCAAGGGAUCGGACACGCAGACACCGAUGCAUCACACGUGGAAUACACACUUCCCCGCGGUUUGUUGCUUUUGAGGAUUGGCGAAUCAAGUGCACUACAGCUUCUGCGACUGCUGUCCACCUCUCAUGCAUGCAGCAUCCUGGAGAACCUCCAUCUUCACCUCGAAUCCAGACCAUCAGCCGAAUUCGUCCUUUGUGUCACCGAUAUUCUGCGCCUGUGUGGUCCCAGGCUGAAACUCUUUGACUGGGAAGCCAAUGGAGAGGUUGUCCCGCAACUCAAAGCAAACAUGUCGCUGAAACGUCUGUAUGUCAUGUUGAACCACGUUACCCAGAGACUAUGGAAGAUCCAAAGGAUACUCAAUACAGUGUUAUCCGACAUCACAAGCACACGACUGGAAGAGGUGUGGAUCGACAUUUGUUUAGAUUCACUCGAGCAAGCCCAGACGGCGAUCACGGAGACAUUCGAGCGCGCGAAUACUCCGGACUCUACCUUCGCUUUCCACUCGAUUCUCUCCCGCAGCAUCUUCGCCAGCCUUCCCUAUGUUGGUGGUCACCAAGGGGUACACAUUAAAGUGUCCUUCACCACAGACGAGCUACCAUGGAGUAUUCCAGGUCGCAAGCGCAAGUUGUUCAUGUUGGCAAUCAAAUUCCAUAUGCUCGCUCUCUUCGCGCCGUGGUUGGAUCGUGGAGUAUUGGAACUCAGGUUCUGGCCAGACCCUGACGGCGAAGAAUAAGUCCGUCGUGCACCCAUGAAAGCACGCCCCGCCGAGAAGACAACACGGCGUGAUGAUGCACUUGUCUCAGAAGACGGACCUACGGAGAUCGGAGCGAACGGGCUAGGAAAGUCGACAUAGGACGAGGACACGGACGAGCUGAGCUGGACGAGGUGGUGGAGACGGGUACGACUCGGAGCCGGGACGCACUGGCAGUUCGGGUACGCAGAACCAGUCCGAUGAUAGCAUACUCUUUGACUCUGUGUUUGUAUUCUUGUUCUCGUCGACUCGGACUACGCUGGCUCCUCGAAGGAACGAGCGGAUCUAGUUAUUUACCUUUCGUGAUGAUAUCGGGAGGCGAGUCAAAGGUAGUCGAAACAUGUACAAAUACGCCGCUCGGGGAUACCGACCACUCGCGGAUACUACGCUUUAUCUUGACCUCACA
Messenger RNA from Rhodofomes roseus, 1950 nucleotides. RefSeq lists its product as uncharacterized. Lineage: Eukaryota; Fungi; Basidiomycota; Agaricomycetes; Polyporales; Fomitopsidaceae. Bases 66 to 1526 code for a protein of 486 amino acids. The transcript is spliced from 3 exons. The record is from RefSeq and is a predicted model, not a curated record.